CCGAUAUUCUAUUGGACCCAAUACAAAGGUUGACCCAAAACCCUUACAAAGGGUUUUGUUAGCGUGUUGAUCUGCGUCUGCUCCUUUUUCGUAUAGUCACUCAAUUAUGGACGCUGCCAAUGGACACUACAAAUCUCUGAUGGAGCUUGAUCAGGAGAUUGUUAAGUUGUUCGGUGAUCUGGCUACUGCUAUGGAGGAAAAGGAAAAGCUCCAGCAGCAGUUGGAAUCAGGGUCGUCCAAUGAAGCUGCAGGUACCCAGGUCAAGCUUGAUCACUGCCGGGUGCAGAUAAAAUCUAUCGUCGCUGAAAUCGGGCCUAAACUGCAGAACUUCGAUGAAGUCAAUAAUGAAAUCGCCACCUGCCUUGUCAAACGGAAGGAAGAGCUCAGCGAAAUGGCGAAGAUUAAUGAUGAGUUCUGCAAUGUGAGCAUUUAGGAUAAGGCUUCAGCAUGCAAGUUGAUGGUUGUUCUAUUAAAACAAUGUGAGGAAGAAGAAGAAGAAUAAAGCUUCAGGGGGCAAGCUGAUGGUUGUACUGUUAAACAAUGUUCAGAUAGACCAGGGUGUGGACUGAGUUUUUUUUCUGGUUGUUUGUUCUUGGAUGGUAGAAUGUUUUGAGUUUGAAGUUGGCCAAACAUUGUACUCUGACGUUUGAGUCUAUGAAUAAAUGGUUUAUGGAUGACCUAGUUAGCUGUGGUUGGCUCAUUCCGUUGAGCUCUACUGCCUGCAAAUGUUAUUGUUUUUGCAAGCAAAAUCUGGGGGUUUGUAGAAUCGGACUACUUCUGUUUGAGAUCAGUGCUUUGUAUCAGUAAUUGAAUAUGUAGUAGGUUACUAGAAAAUAUCAAAUUCGACAUGAUCACAACAUCGAAACUAAUUUAGACCUUUUUUUUUUAAGAGGAAACCGAUAACUUUACUCCAUUGAGAUCAAUCAGAAAUGGCCUCAAGAGGCCACACUACAUCCGCAAUUACAGCAGUUAAAUCAUCACUUCAGAUAAUCCACCAGCCUUUUACAGUCCGAAUAGGGGCUCGAUUUUCCUUUCCACGGCAAUUGUAAGUCCCAAUCAGCAUCUGCAAUUUCAGGGCUCCACCUCUGGUCUUCCGUCCUGCUCGCUCGCAGCAACAACAAUUGAGCCAUUCCAAUCUCUCAUCACACAUCCUAACCCAGUUUUCCGAUUUUCGAGGGUACCGGCAUCAGUAUUGAUCUUGUAGACUCCAUCUUGUGGCCUUCCCCAUCUGCAGUCCCUUCCUCCUUCCACUAAUAUUUCUUGGCAGCUGAUCCUUUCCCUUGCACUUGUACAUAAUCCCGAAUGAAGUUCUCUGCUUUUG
Molecule: messenger RNA, 1321 nt
Organism: Linum tenue
Lineage: Eukaryota; Viridiplantae; Streptophyta; Magnoliopsida; Malpighiales; Linaceae
Source: the annotation of a GenBank genome assembly